Molecule: messenger RNA, 231 nt
Organism: Clunio marinus
Lineage: Eukaryota; Metazoa; Arthropoda; Insecta; Diptera; Chironomidae
Source: the annotation of a GenBank genome assembly
AUGCAUUACAUGUUCAUGAAGAUGCUCAAGCGUAGUGAGAAAAAAAACCAGCAAACAAAAUACUUCAAAAUUGUUGUCUAUUUUAGGAUUUCGGAUAACAUGAUGGAAUGGAAUCAAAACAAAAAGAAGAAAAACAUUUUCCUCAACCAAGUUGAUAAAUUAGAAGAAUUUGAGUUAUUCAAUGAGAAUGCAUUAGAAAUUAAAUAUCGAAUUAAUUAUGUACAUAUCUAA